AUGGAUUUCUUAUCAGAUGAAGAAAUGGACUUGGAGUUACCUACAACCACAGAUAUUACUAGAGGUCUAUUCGGUGAUCAAGUGGAUAAGUUGCAUGGCGAGGCCAAAGAGAAUGAAAAGGGCUUUAACGUCGAUGAAUUCCUGAUGCAAAACAAUUUUCAUUACUUACCACUAGACUCACUCAUAAGAGACCUUUCCAACUUGUCUAUUGAAAUUGUACAAGCAUUACUGGGGCAGGUCACUGAUAAUUACGAUAACUAUUUGGCAUUCUUCAGCACAUAUUCCAAGGAUGAAAAUGAAACGUUACUAGAAUUACAGAAGACAAGAGCAGAAUUGAAUAGCUUUAUGACACAUUUGGGACAACUAACGAAAGAUGAUCUUUCGAAUACAAGAGAAACAAUUGAAGACUCUGUUGAAUAUUUGAAAAAUCUGGAUUGUAUAUCUGAACAGCUUAAUGACCAUAAACGUUUGGCUGAUGAAAUUUCACUAAGUAAGAAAUUGAGUAACACAUUACAUAAAAUGUGUGCAAUGGAAGAUAUUCAGGAGCAAUUAUGCGGUGAACUUAUCAAGAAACUAUUUCAAAUAAUAAACAGUUGUCGUGGUUUACUUACGUCGUUGGAAUCUUUGAAUUCUCCAUUUAUUCAUCAUAUACGUAACGAAUACCAAGGGUUAGUGCAGGAGUUUCAAGUAUCACUCAAAAUUCUGACAGAUUUAUGUCUAGAGGACACCAAACGGUAUAAAUACUUGAACAAUGUACUGAUAUCGCUUCUCGCUAAGGACAUAUAA
Molecule: messenger RNA, 786 nt
Organism: Kazachstania africana CBS 2517
Lineage: Eukaryota; Fungi; Ascomycota; Saccharomycetes; Saccharomycetales; Saccharomycetaceae
Gene: COG2
Product: Golgi transport complex subunit COG2
Exons: 1
Coding region: 1-786 (261 amino acids)
Source: RefSeq, a predicted model, not a curated record